Molecule: messenger RNA, 2029 nt
Organism: Cyprinodon variegatus (sheepshead minnow)
Lineage: Eukaryota; Metazoa; Chordata; Actinopteri; Cyprinodontiformes; Cyprinodontidae
Gene: tcfl5
Product: transcription factor-like 5 (basic helix-loop-helix)
Exons: 6
Coding region: 657-1991 (444 amino acids)
Biological process (GO): regulation of DNA-templated transcription; spermatogenesis
Cellular component (GO): nucleus
Molecular function (GO): RNA polymerase II cis-regulatory region sequence-specific DNA binding; protein dimerization activity; DNA-binding transcription factor activity, RNA polymerase II-specific
Source: RefSeq, a predicted model, not a curated record
AGAGAGAUGAGGUUUCAGGGGUUUUGCCACAUGUUGGCCAAAAGCCACAUGUUUGAGAACAUCUGUAUGCGAUUGACAUUAAUCUGUGUCACCUUGGAGAUAGUCUACAACUGCCUGUAAGAGUUGCCCUGCGAUAGAUUAUCCCACCUGAGCUGUGGGCCCCUGCGGUUCCUCCAGAGUUACUAUGAGCCUUCUAUGUGCUUCUAACUUGGACUCUCCUCGCCUGACCUCUGUUUAGGCUUUAGCGGUCAGACCAUGCUACCUUUUUAAGUGAUGGAUGCGAUAUAGUACACUGAUGUGUUCUUUGUUCUGUAUGAUGCUAUUUACAGAGCAGCUAAGAUUAGACUAUAUACAGGUUCUCUCCUCUGACUAAUUUUGGGACUUCUGAAGGCAAGUUUUAAUUUGGAAAACCAGAGUAAGGGACGUUUAUUCCAAAUUAACUUAAAAAAACUGCAUCAUUUCACUUCUACUUUACAUCCAAGUACUAUUUUGUUUAUGUGUUGUGUGAAACAUCAAUGAAAAACCUCAAGAGUGAUAUGUUUUAUGGAAUUUGCUCUACAUGUUUGUUUCAGUAUUCUAUGCAAAGAUAUGGCACCAUAUGUGUUGUUAAAUAAAUUGUAUUUCUCUUAAUGUAAUUUCCAUCUCCAGGGGGAGGUAUGUCAUCCAUGCACCCAGUUUACGAAACUCCCAAUGCCUCGUCCACAUCAAGCGAUCACACCCCUGACUUCCUUGGUUUGAUUUGGAGCCCGGGUGCAUGCGGUCGGAGUCAGACGACGGGCUUAGAGUUUGAUCUGACAAGGAUGUCAGAUGUUGAAUUCUCAAACCCUCAGAACUUCAUCCAAGCACAAUUGGAGCCCGGGCUCUCAGUCAGCCCUAAUGCUAGUCCUCUCCCAGCUGCAGUGCCAGUUCAAAAUGCAGAAUGCUCUACAGGGCUUUCCCCUAACACGUUUAGUGAAGCUAUUGACUUGUCAACUUCAACCUUAAACAAUGACCACAGUCUAAUGAUAUCAGGGGAGAAGACUCCCUUGCACUACGGUGAGGUUCCAAGCUUUGUGCUGGCCAGAAUCAGAAGUGAAGAAAGCCCAUUGAAGUCGACUGUUAAGGAAGAAGUGUUUUCCAAAAACCGAUCCAUUUCAGCGAGGGUGUGUCUGGAGAAGAGAUUCAACAGUAUGUGUGCUGACACCACAGUGCAGCAGGAGAGUCACCCUGCAGUUCUCAGCAAUCUUUUGACUGUAUUUCAGCAGACAUCAGAAACUCAAGAGGCCUUCGCACAUCCGCAAACACAAAAGUGGGUACAAGCUGAGCGAGCAAAUCCUUUCAAGGUAUCCAGCUCUCACAUCGGAGGGGUUUUUGACCCGAUAACCAAUGUCUUCAGUCAGGUGGUUGUUGUAGAAAUGGCUGAACCCAGCAACCCUCAGGGUUUGAUGAUGUCCCCAAGUUUGUCAUUUAACCAUCAUCCAGUGACCUCUGUAACAAAACCAUUAUAUACUGAUAGCUGCAGCCCUAAAGAAGAGAAAGAAUGGGUCAUCGCUGAAAAGGAUGUUGCGCCGCUUGAGGUCAGCAGAUGGCAUUGCAACAGUGUUUACGCAGAGCCCUACAAAGCUACUAAAACUGCUUCAGCCCCAGGCAGAGUGUCCAGGAGGGACGGCCGCAGAAGAGCUCAGUCUAGUAUAUCAGAGACCCAACGCAGGGAGAGACACAACCGCAGUGAGAGGGAGCGCAGGAAACGGAUCCGAUUGUGCUGUGAUGAGCUGAACACAAUGGUGCCGUUCUGUUUGCCUGGAACUGAUAAAGUCACCACUCUUCAGUGGACCGCUGCUUUCCUGAGAUACAUCAAUAAAACAUAUGGAGACACCUUCAAGAAGGAGUUUCAGAAUGUCAUCAUUAAUGAGAAAGAAAUGCUUUUAAAGUUCAGCAACUCUUCAGGUCAACAGCCAUCCAGCCCAAAGGCCAGCGAGACAUGGAGGAUUUCUCUAGCAGAUGAGCAGUGAUCUAAUUCAUCCAUCUCUGUUCCACACUUAGUGCAUCU